AGAUAUGGAUACCGCUAUAAGCACACAACAAGCCCUCCGCGAACAGCAUCUUGUCGGAAAGCAGGUGAAAGGGGCCAAACAUCUCCUAGAAGUAGAAGAAACCUCUGAGCGCGGAAGAGGGAUUUUUGCAAGAGAAAACCUAUCCGCGGGGACGACGCUACUGGAGGAGCGGGCUUAUGCCACUGUUGUGGAUGACAAACAUCUCCAAUCGCACUGCAGUUUGUGCUUUAGUCCGAACGCGCGGUUUCGAUGUUCAAAGUGUACCCUAUUACAUUACUGUUCUCAGACGUGCCAGCGGAAAGACUGGACACUGCAUCGAAGUGAAUGCGCUUGCUUCCGAAGAAUUGCGCCCCGAAGACCCCCAACUGCUAUACGCGCACUCUGUCGGUUGUUGUGGGUGAGGCAAAAAUACCCCAAUUCUUUUGAUGCCAUAAAUGCAUUACAGUCACACAGCUUAGAUUACUCCAAAGAGAAGCUGGAGACUUUUGCCCAAAUGGCCGCUCUAAUUCGGACAAUAAUAGGAGAAGAAUCUUGUUUGCCACCCAGCGAAAUGAUCGAUCUGCUGUGUCGGUUCAGCUGCAACAGUAUCUCGGUGUCAGACGGGGAACUAGUCAACAUUGGGGUUGGGGUUUUCCCAGUUCUGUCGCUUGUCAACCACUCCUGUUCCCCCAAUGCCGCCAUCAUUUUUAACGGCGAAAGGGCCACAUUGCGAGCUAUUAAAAACAUUCAAGUUGAUGAGGAGAUCUGCCAAAGUUACAUGGAAAUUGCUGAGCCACGAUACGUGCGCCGAAAAGAGCUGAAAGAGACCUAUUUUUUCGAUUGUCGCUGCCCUCUGUGUCUGCGAUAUGACCAGACAGCGGACCCUCGAACAACCUAUAAUUGUGUAAGCUCCGGUUGUGCCGGAUUCAUCGAUUUACCUGAUCAAUUGGAGAAUGCCACAUGCUCGGUACACGGUCGUCUCUCCGCUGACCUUGAGGCAAAGCUCACCGAUGAGGUCACCAAAGCAUUCCGUCUUUACCGGAAAGCCGCAGAGGAGUCAGACCCGGAUCGCGCCCUCUCAACCGGUCUGGCUUGUUUGAGACUUCAAUCAAAACUAAUGCAUCCGGCGAACUCGGAGAUGAUUCGCACGCGUCGCCUGGUUCUUGAUCUCCUGUUGUCCCGCCAGAGAUGGGAAGAGGCUUACAAAGUGUCUCAUGACCUAUUGGAUGCCUAUCAAGCGCUUUACGAGCAACACCAUCCUUCUAUUUCUGUUCAGGCGUACAUGACAUAUAAGCUGGCGGAGUGGUGUCAUGGCGACGAUAUACAAUUGCUAUGUGCGAAGAUUAGCGAAGCAGUGCAACUAUUACUAGUGUCGCAUGGUGAUGGGCAAGCCCUAACUAAGGAGGCGAAACAGGCAUCGGAGAAUUGUAUCAUUCGUCGUGGUUCUUUGAAUACAUUUGGGUGAUCGUGGGCGUUACACCGUCG
Spizellomyces punctatus DAOM BR117 is the source of this 1464-nucleotide messenger RNA. RefSeq lists its product as uncharacterized. Gene Ontology annotation, cellular component: nucleus. The transcript has 10 exons. Lineage: Eukaryota; Fungi; Chytridiomycota; Chytridiomycetes; Spizellomycetales; Spizellomycetaceae. Gene Ontology annotation, molecular function: protein binding. The coding region runs from base 5 to 1444 and encodes 479 amino acids. The record is from RefSeq and is a predicted model, not a curated record.